Messenger RNA from Leptomonas pyrrhocoris, 2592 nucleotides. RefSeq names its product putative RNA-binding protein. Gene Ontology annotation, molecular function: mRNA binding. The transcript has a single exon. The record is from RefSeq and is a predicted model, not a curated record. Gene Ontology annotation, biological process: regulation of RNA splicing. The coding region runs from base 1633 to 2592 and encodes 319 amino acids. Gene Ontology annotation, cellular component: nucleus. NCBI's taxonomy places the organism in Eukaryota, Euglenozoa, Kinetoplastea, Trypanosomatida, Trypanosomatidae.
GAGCUUUGCCAAGGUCAAACCUUUGUUACCAACCGAAGAAAAAUCCUCUCCCUCUCCCUCGUUAACUUAUUGAUUAUUAUACUUUCUUUUCUAUUACUGUUCUUUUUAUUAUUAUUAUUAUUAUUUGUUUACUUCACUGUUUAGUUGUUUGGUGUUGCUAGUACUGCUGUCAGCACCCAUCGGACGUGUGAUUGAGUACGUGUUUUUCAGCUGUGGUAGGAACACCGGACGAUUCCCGCUGCUGCUUGCGCCGUUUCCCGCGUGCCUCCGUAAUUGUUGUUAGUGUCUUCUUCGCUCGUCGGCGACCGCGAAAGCCGAGUAGUGACGAAGUAAAGCUAAGCAAAGGACAGAAGAGCGUCAAAAUAAAGCUGCACACCAGAAGGUAGAAGAAUUUAAAAAGAAAAGCAAAGAAAAAAAAAGAGAGAGAGAGUGUAUGUAAAUAGAAGUAUAAGCUGACCGCUUUGAUACCUACUACAACGGAAGCCGCAGAAGCAACUUUAAAUAAGACGAUAAGACGUGGGGCUUGCUUUGCUUCCUCCCCUUUUUUUUUCUUUUUCUAACUCGCACCUGUUGACUUCGCCCUUUUGUAUUUCAUUCCUGUGAGCUCCAUACAAAGCCUUUCGCAUUUUUUUUUUGGUUGAUGUAAUACAGCACAAACCACUCAGACACGCAGGGGAAAACAAGAUCGCCAGAACUUAUAUUCGGACCACACACCGCAACAGUCGAUAUUUGCGGAAUCUUUCACGGCGAGAUCAGCUGCGUUUUUUUUCUGUUAUUAUUAUUAGUGUUGUGUGUUUCUCCUUUUCUUUUGCUACCCUCCCUCUCAUCAUCAUCUUCGAGCCGCUCGUUGUCGCAGUUUGGAUUGAAAACUUCUACAGGUUCUUUCUUCCUUCCUCUCUCCCUUCUCCUCCUUUUUUUUGUUUUUAUUGACACCGUUUUAUUUUUGCUGCUGAUCGUUCGCAGGAUAACUUAGCUCACAAAUUCCUCUACUUUUGUUUUUGUUUCUCCCUCCUGUCUACCCCUCUCCUGUCGUGUGCGGACCGCUGCAUCCCCCGCCGUACUCGUUCGUAUACAUCUUUAUCUUUGUCUGCAUUGUUUUUUGAUUUCCUUCUCACCGCCGCCCACCCACAGUUUGCCAAACGAUACUCUCCGUUACAUGCCUCCUGUGCAUCCGCUUUAAUUCUAUUGUCGCAUUUUUCGUGUUUUUCUUCCCUCAGCGCAUUCUUUCUGUCGCUUCGCAUUAUUGUUAUUAUUCUUAACUCCCCGAAAGACGCGCAGCGAAGCCCACGUGCAGAACAUCUUCAGGAAUCGAGAACAACGCUCUUUAAAAUUUCAUCUUUCUUGUUUUUCCCGCCUCCUUCCCCGCCCUUUGCGUUCACCGCACCGCUCUCCUAAUCUCCUCUGGUGCCUUUUCGCGUCCCCCUUACGAGCUGCGGGUGCGUCUACCUUCUCUUUUCUGUGUUCCCGUCUUUGGCCUCUGCGCUAACGAAGGACGUGUGUGUGUGUGUGUGAGCGAAGAACGUUUUGAGGAACGAAGCGCGCUGUGAAAAGGAAUCUGAAAGAAAGACGAGCCUUUUUGUUGUGGUUGUUUGAUAGCAGGAGAGCGCGUUUAAUACCUCCGUUAGCAGCGACAUGUAUGGUCACCAGUUCAUGCCGGGCCAGGUGUACGGCCAGCCCGGGAUGAUGCCCUACGUGCCAGGCAUGGUGCAGCCGCCGAUGGUGCCGGGCUACACCGGCGCCCCGGACUACCGCGGUACCUUCUCGCCGAACAUGUCGAGGCAACUGCCACCGCCGCCGCCCCCGCCACCACCGCCGAUGCCGCAGCAGGGGCACGAACCGCACGACCAUGCCAUGCCUCCGCAGACGCAGCCGCACCCACGCAACAACGAGAUCGGCACGACGAGCUCCGUCAUUCACCUGCGCAACGUGACGCCGGAGGUGACGCAGCUGAGUAUCCAGAACUUGGCGCAGAACUUUGGUGACAUCAAACACAUCGUCAUGCUGCGUCAGAUGAACCAGGCCCUCAUUGAGAUGAAAAACACGAAGAGCGCCGAGCAGCUCGUGGACUUCUUCAAGGAGCCGGGCUACGCGGAGAUCGACGGCCGCCGUGUAUACAUCCGGUACAGCAACCACCAAACGCUCACCGCGACGCAGCACGUCAGCCGCACCCUGCUGGUGUCGAUGUUCAACACGCAGUACGACGUGUCGGCGGCGGCGCACAUCACGCCGGAGAUUGUGUACCAAAUCUUUGCCAACUACGGCGCGGUGGAGCGCAUCGUCGUGCUGCCGAAGAACGAAAGCAGCCAGUGGAACCACAACCGCGUGCAGGCGCUGGUGCAGUUCGGCACUCGUGAAUCGGCCGAACACGUGAAGAACAUCCUCCAAGGGCAGCCCGUCACGCUGGGCGACACCGUCACCUUCACGCUGGACAUUCAGUUCUCGCGCAUGGACGAGAUUAAGACAACCAACCCGGCCACCUCGCUCGUCAUCGAUGAUGACGGCGUGCACCGCCCACCGGGGAAUGCGGUGGAUAUGGAUGCAGUGAUGAUGCAGGCACCAAUGGCUGCCUACCCGUACGUGGGCUGGAGCUAA